Messenger RNA from Epithele typhae, 1653 nucleotides. RefSeq names its product carotenoid ester lipase precursor. The transcript has 12 exons. Lineage: Eukaryota; Fungi; Basidiomycota; Agaricomycetes; Polyporales; Epitheliaceae. Bases 1 to 1653 code for a protein of 550 amino acids. The record is from RefSeq and is a predicted model, not a curated record.
AUGCCGUCCUUCCACUCUUUUUGUCUGCUCCCUCUCCUUGCUGUCGUGGCCCUUGCUGCUCCCGCUGCCCUUGACAAGCGUGCCUCUCCGGCAGUGACCCUCGACGAUGCAACCUUCAUAGGCAAGGCGGAUGGCAAACUUAACAAAUUCCUCAGCAUCCCCUUCGGCAAGCCUCCUGUCGGCGACCUGCGUUUCAACCUUCCAGUCCCCGUUGACGCGUACACAGGCACGCACACCGUGACCUCCACAGGCCCAGUGUGCCCCCAGCAGUCGCUCACUGUUCCCAUCUUGACCGGUCUUGCGUCGGAAGUGGUCGACUUCGUCGUCAACACCUUUAUCGACACCAUUGAACCCUCGGACGAAGAUUGCCUCUCUCUCAGCGUGAUCGUUCCCGAUGGGACCAAGCCGGGAGACGAUCUGCCUGUCGCCGUCUGGAUCUUCGGAGGUGGUUUUGAAAACGGCAGCUCGAACUCGGACGAUGGUGGUGUGAUUGUGAAACGUUCAAUGGCCAUGAACAAGCCCACGAUAUUCGUGAGCAUAAACUACCGCGUUUCUGCAUUCGGUUUCCUUCCCGGCAAAGAGGUGAAGGAAGCCGGCGUCGGCAACCUCGGCCUGCACGAUCAACGCCUUGCUUUCCGUUGGGUGCAAAAAUACAUCUCACAGUUCGGCGGAGACCCGACCAAGGUCACCAUCUGGGGACAAAGCGCCGGUGCGAUCUCCGUCGCGCUUCACAUGGUCACCAACGGCGGCGACACCGAAGGCCUCUUCCGGGGCGCAUUCAUGCAGAGCGGCUCGCCGAUCCCCGUCGGCGACAUGGAAGCCGGCCAAGCCGACUACGACGCGCUCGUCUCCCAGACCGGCUGCGCAGGAACCGCCGACACCCUGCAAUGCCUCCGGACGGUCGACUUUGAGGUGCUCAAGAAGGCGAUGGACAGCUCGCCCUCGUACUUGUCGUACCAGGCCCUCAACCUCGCGUGGACCCCGCGCGUCGACGGCGUCUUCCUCACCGACAUCCCGCAGAAGCUCGUCCUCGCCGGUAGCGUCGCCAACAUCCCCUUCGUUACCGGGAACUGCGACGACGAAGGGACGCUCUUCUCGCUCGCGUCGCUCAACGUGACGACGGACGCCGAGUUCCGGGACUACGUCGUGGGCAACUACAUCCCGAGCAUCACCGAGCCCGAACUCGAGAAGCUGCUCACCCUCUACCCGAGCGACCCCACCCAAGGCGCCCCGUUCGGCACUGGGGGCUCCAACGCGGUUUCGCCCCAGUUCAAGCGCCUCGCCGCCAUGCAAGGCGACCUCGUCUUCACCGCCCCCCGCCGCUUCUUCGCGCAGCAGCGCGCCGCCGCCCAGCCCGUCUGGUCCUACCUGAGCAAGCGGUGGAAGUCCGUCCCCCUCCUCGGCUCUUUCCAUGCGACGGACAAGCUGAACAGCUUCGGCGGGGGCGAGCUCACCGACUACCUCGUCAACUUCGCGACCGGCCUCGACCCGAACGGGAAGACGGUGCCGGCGUGGCCGCAGUACAGCGUCGCGGAGCCGAAGCUGAUGACGUUCCUCGGGGGGCUCCUGAAGCGGACCGCGAUCACGGCGGACGACUUCCGCACGGACGCGAUGGAGUACAUGACUGAGCUCUCGCUCAAGUACCCGCUGUGA